This is a messenger RNA of Danio rerio (zebrafish), 2055 nucleotides long. It is a transcript of the gene tefb, whose product is annotated as TEF transcription factor, PAR bZIP family member b. Gene Ontology annotation, cellular component: nucleus. Gene Ontology annotation, biological process: regulation of DNA-templated transcription; regulation of transcription by RNA polymerase II. Gene Ontology annotation, molecular function: sequence-specific DNA binding; DNA-binding transcription factor activity. The record is from RefSeq and is marked validated. NCBI's taxonomy places the organism in Eukaryota, Metazoa, Chordata, Actinopteri, Cypriniformes, Danionidae.
GCAGGAGUGGGUCGCUACGCUGUUGUUUUGGCUUGCUCAAACGGAAACAGGAGCUUUAACCGAAAUUAUCGACACACCUUUAAUAUCUGACCCCGAAAACAUCGUGCUAAUGAUGCCUGGACACGCGCUGGAGACUGUGGUCAUCGGUCAGCAGAAAUCGUCCGCUUUUGUUUUGAAGAAGAUCAUGAACAUUCCGCCUCCAAACAUACUGGAGGAUCAAGACGACGAUAUCGAGAAGGAGAAGCAGGCCUCUGCUGGCGAUGGGGCGUCCGCUGGCAGCGGGGCUUCAGGGGGCGUCUCCGCCUCCCUCACGCCCGCCAUCUGGGAGAAAACCAUCCCGUACGACGGCGAGACCUUCCACCUGGAGUACAUGGACCUGGACGAGUUCCUGCUGGAGAACGGCAUCCCCGUCUCACUGGAGGAGGAGCUGAACCGCGGACUGGAGGCCGAGCGGCGGGAUGGCGAAACACAGGCGUCCUCUGAGAACUCAGAGGAGCCCGCAGCCGUCCCGGAGAUGCCUGAACAGAUGCAGACAGAGCAAGACGAGGAUCUGUCUGACAGUCAAACAGCAGAACAGGAGCUGAGCGAGGAGACCACUGCAGAGCCCUCCUCUGUUCCUGAGCGUGCUACACCAUCUCCAGUGUCCCCGGAGGACAUCGAGGUGAACGUGUCCUUCCAGCCGGACCCCACAGACCUGGUGCUGUCCAGCGUUCCCGGAGGAGAGCUCUUCAACCCGCGCAAACACCGCUUCUCCGAGGACGAGCUCAAGCCACAGCCCAUGAUCAAGAAGGCCAAGAAGGUGUUCGUUCCUGAAGACGCCAAGGAUGACAAAUACUGGUCACGGAGGAAGAAGAACAAUGUGGCGGCGAAGCGUUCCCGUGAUGCCCGGCGUCUCAAGGAGAACCAGAUUGCAGUGCGAGCCUCGUUCCUGGAGCGGGAGAACGCAGCGCUUCGCCAGCAGGUGGCAGAGCUGCGCAAAGACUGCGGCCGCUGCCAGAAGAUCAUGGCGCUGUACGAGGCCAAGUACGGCUCGCUGUGAGGGACGCACGCACACACACUCAGAGGCGUGUGGACGAGACCAGGCCGACGGUCCAAAAACACACAGCAACACUGACCACAGCAUGACCUUUGACCCCUCACACCUCAUCCUGACCCCUCCGCGAGGUCGCUGACGGUCGGUCCGGCAGAGUUCAGACUCUUCUCUUCAGCUAGUUUUCAGCGUUUCCUCACACCUCGUUAGCACUCGACACGUUCAUUUCGUUUCCGCACCGGAGGUUUGACGCAGAAAACGCGCGCAUGAGGCUGAAGCGUGGGAGGAACGGCGCGGGUGUUUUUAUUAUCGGCUGCUUUUAGGGGAUCAGGGACUGUUUCCAAUCUUUACUUUGAACUCGAGUGAUUCAUUAUAUGAGUCAGUAAAUUUACAGAUUUUAUUUAUUUCCAGUAUAAUGAAGUCUGCGAUGCGGCUACGUUUACUUCUGGUGGAAAUUAAGUGUAAAGGAUUUUGAUUUCCCUCUAAUUUUGAGUGUUUUUUUUACACUCGAUAAAUGAUUAAUACUUGUGUACCGGAGAUUCAGCACUAAAAAUAAGAGCAGGAGGAAAACGUGAGGCGGACUUGUGAUAGAAAAGGUUUCAUAUGAUAAACUGUUUUGAGUCUGUAGUUUUGAACCCAAGUGAUUGAUUCAGUGCAUCUGAGAUUUUAGCGUGUUUUAUGCCAUAUAAUAAAGUCAGAGAUGUGGCUAGAUCUGCUUGUGGUAGAAAAUAAGUCAAAUGGAGAAUCUGAUGGUGUUUCUGCGAGUCUUUCCGUCUGGUUUUCAGCGUUUCCUCAUUGUUUACUCUCGACACAUUAUUAAUUAUUAAAAAGAUGAGGGGAAAUAAAGCAGAGUUAUGCUCGAGAACAUGUCAGAUGUUUGUAUAAUGAGCUGUUUUAGGGCUUUUAAGGUUUCGAGGGACUGUUAUGAAUCUUUAGUUUUGAACCCAAAUGAUUCAUGUGAAUCAAGGAUUUAAACGCCUUUUAGUUGAUUUUUACAAUAUAAUAAAAUCACUAAAGUUGCUAAA